Aspergillus calidoustus is the source of this 1269-nucleotide messenger RNA. The record is from the annotation of a GenBank genome assembly. NCBI's taxonomy places the organism in Eukaryota, Fungi, Ascomycota, Eurotiomycetes, Eurotiales, Aspergillaceae.
CAACAUCUUCUCUUUCGUCUUUUCAACCGUCACUAAUCAACAUGCGCAACAUCGCAGCACGAACAGUAUGGACGGCGCUCGCCCUAUCCCUGUCUCUCCAGGGCACAGGAGUCCUCGCGGAACUUGACAAGCCCAUCAUGGACCCCGCCGUCCCCUUCGACCAGAUGGACACCAACCUUUACAACCAUCUCAAGUCCACCCCCUCAACUUACGAAGCGUGGGAAUAUGGCUGGCUCCCGGCACGCUGCCACGACGUCGCCGAAUCCUGGGAAAACAAGAGCCCCUACGACAUGGAGGUCUACAACGUCUUCUACGAGGACUGCGACAGGCCCUGGGUGAUUUGUCGCCACAAGGACGCGCCCAUGUCGAUUGAGAAAAUGAUUGACAACUUCGGGCGUCUCCCUGUGCGGUUGAGGAGCCUUGUUCGGGUGCAGCUCGCGUUCCCCGAACGCGGCGCGGGGCAGCUUUUGGCCUAUGCUUUCUCUGACCUCGGCGACAUUGUUUUCACCGGCGACAUGUACCCCUACAUCCGCUUCUGGUUCCACGAGAUCGGCCACAUCCGCGACGCCAACGUGAAUGCCUCCGCUGGAGAUUACUCGGCAUCCGACGCAUGGCUUACUGACUACGACGAGGAUGACUAUAUCUGUGAUGCAUACGCCAAGACUAACAACGCCGAAAACUUCGCGCAGGAAGUCGUCGUCGCCGCAUACGACAAGAUCGUCCCUGGUGGCAUCGCGGGUCUCGUGCCCAACUACGAAGAUAUCUACAACCAGUUCGUGAACGUGCAGGAGGUUAUGCGUGAUGAGCUGUGCCCCGGCGGCGCCUGCGACCGGUUGUUUGAGGAUGAUCAUAUCGUCUGCGUGGGUCCCGAUGCGGGCUGCGUGACUGAGCGAGACCACAUCGUGGCGCGGGAUGCGAGACUUGCGGCGCGCAGUUCGGAGCCGCGGAUUUGUGAGUUCCAGCAUUAGGUGGUAUACGACAGGAAUUCAAGACCACGGGAAGCGGCAGCUGGUGGUGUUGCGGUGUUGAGGUGUUCAGUACGUGUGUGCAUGAUUGACCGUGGAGUUUGAGAGGAGUCAUAAUCUGGGGUGUUUCUAGAUGGAAAGGGUGAGUGAGCAUAGGAGUGGAGGUUUCGCAUAAUUGAAGUGUAAGGAAAAUAGAUAUCGCUCCCAAACACUCGGCGACUUGAUCUGCAAUCAAACCAGUAGACGAAACGCCCAACUCGGCUCCACAGCUGGGGAGAUACACCUCGGCACAGCCGUCGAAAAG